Messenger RNA from Emericellopsis cladophorae, 972 nucleotides. RefSeq lists its product as uncharacterized. NCBI's taxonomy places the organism in Eukaryota, Fungi, Ascomycota, Sordariomycetes, Hypocreales, Bionectriaceae. The transcript has 3 exons. The coding region runs from base 1 to 972 and encodes 323 amino acids. The record is from RefSeq and is a predicted model, not a curated record. Gene Ontology annotation, cellular component: catalytic step 2 spliceosome. Gene Ontology annotation, molecular function: protein binding. Gene Ontology annotation, biological process: mRNA splicing, via spliceosome.
AUGGCGCAGCACCUGCCCGACACACCUGCUGCCCAACUCACAGGCUCAACCGGCCCCAUACACGCUGUGUCGUACUCCUCGUCCCCGGGCACAUAUAUUCUCACCGGCUCGGCGGACCGCUCUGUCCGUCUGUACAAUCCAUUCCCAUCCACCACCGCACCCGCUAUCCGCUCCUCCUCCAUCACAUCCAAGCAAGCCCCGUCCAUACCGCAGGGGCGGCUCGUGCAGACAUACAAUGCACAUGGCUACGAGGUCCUCAGUCUAGCCGUUGCCAGCGACAACCACCGCUUCGCCUCAUCGGGGGGAGACCGGGCGGUGUUUCUGUGGGAUGUCAGCACGGCCACGACCAUUCGCCGGUUCGCAGGCCACGGGGGCCGCAUCAACGCCGUGAAAUUCGCCGGUGACGGGGAGAGCCUCGUGGUCUCGGGGGGUUUCGACACCAGCGUGCGGCUGUGGGACUGCAAGUCGAGUAAUCUGAAGCCGAUACAGUGCCUCGAGGACGCAAAGGACGCCAUCACGACGCUCGCUGUGGUCGACAAGCAGGUCAUCGCGGGUAGCGUCGACGGCCGCGUGCGGAGCUACGAUGUGCGCAUGGGGAAGUGUACGACCGACGUCAUUGGCGCGAGUGUCACGAGUCUGGACACGACGCGGGAUGGGAAGACGGUCGUCGUGGGGAGCCUGGACUCCAAGAUCCGCCUCAUGGACCGCGAUACGGGCAAGUGUCUACGCGCGUACGCCGAUUCUGGAUUCAAGAAUACCGAGUAUCGGGUGCAGAGCAUACUGGGCGGGAAAGAAAGGUACAUUCUCGCCGGCGACGAGGACCCCGAGCAGCCUGAGACGGGGCGGCUGUGGGCGUGGGAUCUUCUCAGUGGGAAUUUGAUCAAGAAAAUCAACGUUCCGUGGGGCCCCGAGGAGGGAAAGAAACGAGUCGUAGGCAGGGAUGGCAAGGAAAAAGAGGGACAUCUGGCGUAG